Molecule: messenger RNA, 687 nt
Organism: Daphnia pulex (common water flea)
Lineage: Eukaryota; Metazoa; Arthropoda; Branchiopoda; Diplostraca; Daphniidae
Product: complement C1q tumor necrosis factor-related protein 3-like
Exons: 2
Coding region: 75-590 (171 amino acids)
Molecular function (GO): protein binding
Source: RefSeq, a predicted model, not a curated record
CCUGUGCGGAUUUGAGAGCUAUUGAGUACAGGAAAAGCGAACUCAAUUCCGUCUUGGGAACUCAACAAGUUGAAAUGGUUUACUGCGACUUCACACAACCGUCAAAUGGGCCAAAUUUACAGAAAUUCAUUGGCUACGAAGACGUCAAAUCAACGACAGUCAACUUCUACGUACAGAAAGACACGCCGUUUUCGACAGUGGGCACACAAAUUCCCUUCGAGGUAGAAGUGGUCAACACCGGAAACGCCAUGGAUGCAGCUACGGGAAUAUUUACGGCGCCAGUCAAAGGAACUUAUUUCUUCACCUUCACGGGACACGCUCAUUUCCAGGGAGGUGCUUUUUCCGUCCUUGAAACUCUAAGCGUAAACCUUUAUUUGAACGGGAAUGUAAUCGGAACGUCUUUGGUUGGCGAGACUCACGACCUACAUAAUCAACCGAGUCCAUUGGCACUUCAAUCAACGUUAAGUCUGGCAGCCGGCGAUCAAGUCUGGAUACAGAUUCAAUCCUUGACUGCCGGAGUAACACUGUAUGACGACAGCAAUCAUUUGACUCAUUUCAAUGGUUGCCUUCUGGAGCAAGACUUUUCUUAAUAACCCUGUAAAAUGUACGAUUAUUUCACUCAAUUAUUUUCAAAUAACAAUUCCAUGAAAUGUGUCUUACCUUGGCAAAAUAGAUCCCAUAAGACAU